CCGGGGCGGAGCGGGGCCCCCGUGCGCGGCCCGGCCCGGGCCAUGACCCCCGCUGCUCUCUCCUGCAGGCUCGCCGCCGCGGCCCCUCGAGCCCGGCCGCCGCCACCACCAGCGCCCGGGCGGGCCCUACAGUGAGCCCACCAGGAAGCGAUGAGGACACAGACGCUUGUAAAUACACAGUGACUGAUUCAAGGGGCAGGCUGCGGAGGCGCCGACAUGGGGCUCAAGCUGACCUGCCUGAAAGGCUUAAAACUGUGUGUCAGCGGCAGCAGCCACGACGAGGCCCCCGUCCUGAGCGACAAGCACCUGGAUGUUCCCAACAUCAUCGUCACCCCGCCGACCCCCACGGGCGUCAUCCUGCCGAGGGACUCCCGCAGGGCAGUCUGGCUGGAUGAGUCGGGGUCCUGCCCAGAGGAUGGCGAAAUAGACCCUGAGGCCUGAGAGGAGGAGGCACAGCUGGGGGAUUUGUCCACCUCGGCUCCAGCUCCAGCUGUCCCUCCCUCUGCGAGCCCCGGGGGCCUGGGACAGAUGGGCACGGAGUGCAGAACAACGGGGGCUCCCGACCCAGCGAGGCAUCAGGAUGAGCAAGGAGUCGCCCCACCCACUCGCAGAGCCACGUGAUUCCCAGACUCUAGCGCCUGCCUGAGCGUCCUCGCCAGCCUGGGUCACGGCGAUGGCCAUCGGGGUGCCAGCGGGAGGCUUUCUCCUGGACAGACGUAGACGCCUGGUGCCCAGGAGGUCAGCACACACAAGGACUUCUUGCAAAGGACUGGCUCCAUUUUUUACGCGUUGUCUUACAGACAUUGAAACAGUCCAAAAAGCGAUUUAUAACUUCUUUUUUGCAUCAUAAAUAAAGAUCCCGUGUCAAGAGA
Molecule: messenger RNA, 872 nt
Organism: Phacochoerus africanus (Common warthog)
Lineage: Eukaryota; Metazoa; Chordata; Mammalia; Artiodactyla; Suidae
Gene: CLMB
Product: chromosome 8 C16orf74 homolog
Exons: 5
Coding region: 217-441 (74 amino acids)
Source: RefSeq, a predicted model, not a curated record